Messenger RNA from Corylus avellana, 679 nucleotides. RefSeq names its product C2H2 and C2HC zinc fingers superfamily protein. Gene Ontology annotation, molecular function: nucleic acid binding; zinc ion binding. The record is from RefSeq and is a predicted model, not a curated record. Gene Ontology annotation, cellular component: U12-type spliceosomal complex. NCBI's taxonomy places the organism in Eukaryota, Viridiplantae, Streptophyta, Magnoliopsida, Fagales, Betulaceae.
AGACUCAUCAAAUUGAGAGAGAGAGAGAGAAUGCCGUUGGGGAAGUACUACUGCGACUACUGCGACAAGCAGUUCCAAGAUACCCCAUAUGCUCGGAAACGCCAUCUCCAGGGUCUCCACCACCUUAGAGCCAAGGCUCUCUGGUUCGAUUCGUUCAAUCUCCAAGAUGCGAACCAGGCUUAUACUGAGGGAUUUGGAAAAGGGGUCUGCAACCGGUUUGUCAAGACGGGGUUUUGCCAGUAUGGGGAUUCUUGCAAAUAUUUUCAUCCGAAGAACAACUUACCAAAUGUGAAUGCUCAAGGUGUAUCAGGGCUCGUGGAUAACAAUCAGUCACCAAGUACCCCAGGAAAUCGAUUAGUUGGAGGAGGCACUUUGUCUGGGGAUGUGUUACUAGAUAGUAUUGGAAUGUCAUGGCACAAUCUACCUCCAUCACUAAAGCCUCCUCCAGAAGGUGGAUAUCAGCCUCUUCCCUUUGUGGAUUGGGGAUAGGUUACUUUGGUUGUCCCCCUUUAUUAUUGUGCCAGUAAUGUGAAUCCUUGUAUAUUUCUAGCACCUUCAUUUGAUGUUGUUGGUAUUGUUACAUUGUACAUUGAGAUACAUCAUGCAGCUUGUGUAUAUUAUUCUUGACUGGAACAUGCUGCUUAUUUUAUCAUCUUUUAAGAGAAAAAAAAAAGUUUUC